GUUUGUCAUUUCCGAACCGUACCGAAAUUAAAUGCAGUGUUUGAUUGGCAAUAUUCCGAGUGUGUGUACGCAACUGUCGAGUCGGUGGAUGCGGAAGGAGAUAAAAGCACGGUACUGCACUGUAUACCUGCUCUGGGAAAAGCAUCUCCUGUUGCCAGGAAAGAACAAAGGACACCGCCGCUCCAGUUGCGAACACCUUUCUCGAUCCCAAGUAAACAGCUUGUUGGCCGAAGGCUCCAGUUCCACCGUUCGAGCGCUCGAUCUUCUCAUCUGGCUAAUCUUUCCUAGAGUGCCGACUUUUAGCGGUCCAUUGUCCGGGGUUAGGGAUGCUGAUGAUGACACAUUGGAAGAAAAAUACUUUGAGCUAAGAAAGUUCGUAAGACUCUACAGGGAUAAAAAUCUUCUAAUGGUACUGUACCGAAGUGAACGUGCCAUAGGAACGAGACUGUCGGGAUGGGGAUCGGUGAGAAUGCGAAGUGGAUCGCUGGGGGUUUUGUCAGAGAUAAAUAUUUUCACGUUUAUCGACAGGAUUUAUAUGAAAAUUUGAACGUUUGACUGAUAGCUCACCGCC
Cephus cinctus (wheat stem sawfly) is the source of this 571-nucleotide messenger RNA. RefSeq lists its product as uncharacterized. The transcript has 3 exons. Bases 32 to 547 code for a protein of 171 amino acids. NCBI's taxonomy places the organism in Eukaryota, Metazoa, Arthropoda, Insecta, Hymenoptera, Cephidae. The record is from RefSeq and is a predicted model, not a curated record.